Brassica napus (rape) is the source of this 579-nucleotide messenger RNA. RefSeq lists its product as uncharacterized. The record is from RefSeq and is a predicted model, not a curated record. The coding region runs from base 1 to 579 and encodes 192 amino acids. The transcript has a single exon. Lineage: Eukaryota; Viridiplantae; Streptophyta; Magnoliopsida; Brassicales; Brassicaceae.
AUGUCAUCAUCUUCGUCCGAUGAAGUCGAAGAAAGAUUGAACGAAAUUUUCGACGAUAUCUUGGAAGAUACAUACAACGACAUAGUGGAGGCCAAAACCAGUAAGCAAAGGAAACAAGCUUAUAUAGAACGAAACCGUGAAGCGGGACACAGCCGCUUAUGGGAUGACUACUUCACCGAAGAUUCGACAUUCUCGACAUAUUUAUUCAGACGCCGUUUCCGCAUGAAUAAGGAUUUAUUCUUGCGUCUUGUUCAUGGCCUCUCAGAGAACGUUCCAUUCUUUCAACAAAGAAGAGAUGCAACCGGGAGGUUUGGUCUUUCUCCACUACAAAAAUGUACAGCAGCUAUUCGUCUGCAUGCUUAUGGUACUGCGGCUGACACGGUAGACAAAUAUCUCCGACUUGGUGAAAGCACGGCACUUUCGUGUUUACACCAUUUCACUGACGGAAUAAUACAGUUAUUUGGAGAUGAGUAUCUACGAAGACCCAUACCAGAGGAUCUUCAACGACUGUUCGAUAUGGGAGACAAACGCGGGUUUCCUGGGAUGGUAGGAAGCAUUGACUGUAUGCAUUGGGAGUGA